UUAAGUCUUCAUGAAUGAAGUCAUGUGGGAUAUUUUAUUCAAAAACUGCUACCGCUGUGCAAGGAAGUAGUGAAGUGAAAAAUUUAAAAUUCAGCGAUCUCAACAACAACAAUCACAGCAACCGUUAACACUAACAAGUGCAGAUUCAUUUCGUAUACCACUGCGACGAAAAAACAUGUAUGAGCAGUCCUUAGAUUUGGAAAGUUUCCAGUCAUAUUUACAUCAGCAUACAGAAAAUGAAGCUAAGUUUUAUGAUGACUUCUUUAACAUCGCAGCAACGCAUGACUGGAAAGCGUCAAAGCGACUCCAAGGACUUCCAACACCUCCAAUGACGCCUGAUAAAAGCAGGUUUCAAUUUGAAACAUCGCAAAAUGUGCAACAGCAACAAUAUCAUCAAACUUCAGGAUUACAAGUUGUACCAGAAGGCAAUAAUUGGUUUCAAGAGGAUGAGCGACACCAUGAAGCUUAUCUGUCCGGAUACGAUUUACAAGAUGUCCGCUGCAACAAAACACAGCUGAAUUUGCAGCAGUUUGAAACACCGGAUUGUAUUUUGUCACCGGUUAGUCCUCAACAAGUACAACAACAACAACAGCAACAACACCACCACCUUAAAAGGUCCUAUCCAUUCAACAAUUAUGCUAACACCUAUCAACCAAUGCAAUCGCCCAAUCACAUUAUCAAUUCACCAAACCAUAUGAACGCCCGCCAUUUUUCAAAUGAUUUUAUCAUUAAUAACCCCGCUAUGCGCUCAAGCGAGGAGAAUUAUUAUCGCCAACUGGCGUUCGAAAAAAUUCGAGCGCAACAUAAAGUCGAGGAUCUGGAGGUACCUCAAGAAACUGAAUUAAGUCGCGCGACUCACAACGUGCUCGAGCGACAACGACGAAAUGACCUAAAGUUACGGUUUAACAUUUUAAGAGACAAUAUACCAGAGUUGGCCAAUAACGAUAAAGCGCCAAAAAUUCAAAUUUUGAAGAAAGCGUUGGAACACUUAUCAGAGUUAAAAUCACAAGAACAAAAAAUAUUGGUAGAUUUAGAGUUGGAAAAACAGAAAAAAAUUAUUUUGUUAAACAGGUUAAAAACAUUAAAGCAGUGUUUUUAAGAACAUCCCCUUCUUUUAUUUAUUUUUUACUCGCUUUUUUAUAAGCAACGCUUACAAGACUCGAAUCCUUCAUAAAAUAAAUCAACUCAUGUGAUUAAUUAACUAAAAUAUCAAAGAGAGAUUUGAGCCUCAGCCAAAGUUUUGCGUUGCUUAUAAAAGAAGCGUUUAUUGUAGAUACUUCAAAGUUGGUUUUUUAUGCUUUAUAUUUUUUGUUUCACAGAUUUUGUUCCAUACAUACAUAUUAUAUAUUAUAUAUAAAAAAGCAAAACGGCGUAAGUUUAUUCGCGCGAAGCCUCAUAUUUGCUAUUCUUUUAAUUUUUUGGCAGUUUUUUGUACUAGCGUGUUUUUCUUCUUAUUUUUGUACUUUUUGUUAACAACGUAGUGUAAUUCCACUGAGUCUAACAGAUGGCGAAGUAGUACUGAUCCCGCCCUAUUUUGGAAUAAUGAGAUCAUAAAAUAUUUUUCUCCAUGGAAACAUAUAUAAAUUGACAAUUAAGCAAUAUUCCCACCAGAAAACAAAGGCUUCCGGAUGAGAACUUUUUUUGAAAACAAGAUUUAUACACUAUCGUUGCUUCACAUGUUUUUAGUUUUUUUAUACUUUGUCAUAUUGAAACAUUUUACGAGUUCUUUAUUGUUUAAGAAGACUGGGUCGAGGUUGGCGUCACUUUUGUUUUUUUGCUUGUUUUUUGUAAAAGAUUAUUUUGUUAUUUUGUAUAUGAGAGAUUUAUGUAUUAUUUGUAAAAAUAUUUGAAGAUGAUUUUAAAAUAAAUGUGAAAUAUAAAUCAA
Hydractinia symbiolongicarpus is the source of this 1885-nucleotide messenger RNA. RefSeq names its product basic-leucine zipper transcription factor A-like. Gene Ontology annotation, biological process: regulation of transcription by RNA polymerase II. The record is from RefSeq and is a predicted model, not a curated record. Gene Ontology annotation, molecular function: protein dimerization activity; DNA-binding transcription factor activity, RNA polymerase II-specific; RNA polymerase II cis-regulatory region sequence-specific DNA binding. Bases 176 to 1099 code for a protein of 307 amino acids. Lineage: Eukaryota; Metazoa; Cnidaria; Hydrozoa; Anthoathecata; Hydractiniidae. The transcript has 4 exons.